AUGAAGAGCUCAUGGUCCACUUUUUUCACCUUAAUAGGUGCUACCGCUGCUUUAGAGUACCAACAGCCAUUUAGCGGAAACAUACUCCAAGAAACAGCCGAAACGCCACGAAAACAGUACCCGAAUGUCAAUCUUGAUCAAAUCAUAGAGGAUUCUCCUCUCCUCUCUUUUCACAGGGAUAUUAUCAAGAUCCCCUCCAUCAGUGGAGAUGAAAAGAAUGUCGGAGAAUACAUUAUCGACUUCCUCUCCUCGCAAAACUUAACCGUCGAAAAACAAAUUGUCACCCCGGGAUCUGAGACAGAAAGCGAGAGAUUCAAUGUCUACGCUUAUGUAGGAGAGAACCGGUAUCCGGAUAUCCUCCUAACCAGUCACAUUGACACUGUCCCACCAUUUAUUCCCUAUACUUUACAAACACCAACCUCAUAUACGCAAUUUAUCAACAGAGAGGAUGUAAUAAUCAGCGGACGAGGUUCCGUAGACGCUAAAGCUAGCGUCGCAGCGAUAACAUUCGCAGUAUUGGAAACACUGAAAGAAUCACCAAGUGCAUCUCUAGGACUUCUUUUCGAUAUCGGCGAAGAGAAUUCCGGUAUCGGAAUGAAACAUUUCUCCAACUCGGAUCUAAAUCUCUCACCACCAACAUACAAUACCCUUGUCUUCGGUGAACCGACAGAACUGAGUCUUGUGGCGGGACAUAAAGGGUCCCUCGGAUUCAAGGUCGUUGCUCGAGGCAAGGCGGCGCAUUCGGGAUAUCCUUGGUUAGGACAGAGUGCUAUCUCGGCCAUCCUACCUGUUCUACAAUACCUUGAAUCUUUACAAUAUCUCUCACCUGAGCAGGGUGGAUUACUUCGAAGUGAGAAAUUCGGUGCCUCCACACUGAAUAUCGGUGUUAUCAGUGGUGGUCAAGCUGCGAAUGUGGUUCCUGAUUAUGCGGAAGCUACUGUUGCGGUUCGACUUGCGGAUGGGACACCAGAUGAUACGAGGGAGAUUAUUCGGAAGGCUGUUGAUCGGAUUACUUCUGGAACUGGGAGUGUGAGUCUUGAUUUUGGGGAUUUGAACGGUGGGGCAUCGCCUCAGUAUCUUGAUGCUGAUGCUGAUGGGUUUGAUGUUAUUACUGUGAACUACGGGACUGAUGUCCCUUCGUUGAAGAUUCAUGAUCAGGGAACACAGCGAGUGAAGAGGUAUUUGUAUGGACCUGGUAGUAUUCAUGUGGCUCAUGGUGAUAACGAGGCGAUCACUGUUGGGGAGUUGGAACAAGCUGUGGAUGGAUAUAAGAAGUUGAUUUCGGCGGCUUUAUAG
Penicillium malachiteum is the source of this 1296-nucleotide messenger RNA. RefSeq names its product M20 family metallopeptidase. The record is from RefSeq and is a predicted model, not a curated record. NCBI's taxonomy places the organism in Eukaryota, Fungi, Ascomycota, Eurotiomycetes, Eurotiales, Aspergillaceae. Bases 1 to 1296 code for a protein of 431 amino acids. The transcript has a single exon. Gene Ontology annotation, molecular function: hydrolase activity.